Molecule: messenger RNA, 1257 nt
Organism: Arabis nemorensis
Lineage: Eukaryota; Viridiplantae; Streptophyta; Magnoliopsida; Brassicales; Brassicaceae
Source: the annotation of a GenBank genome assembly
AUGUCGAAUCCAAACGAACCAGCGAAGGCUCUUCUACCUUACCUACAACGCGCCGACGAGUUGCAGAAGCAUGAACCGCUUGUUGCUUAUUACUGUCGUCUAUAUGCUAUGGAACGAGGAUUGAAGAUUCCUCAGAGCGAGAGAACUAAGACUACCAAUUCAAUUCUUGUUUCCCUCAUUAAUCAACUGGAAAAGGAUAAGAAAUCAUUGAAUCUAGGCUCUGAUGACAAUAUGCAUGUGGAGGGGUUUGCACUAAAUGUAUUUGCAAAAGCAGAUAAGCAGGAUCGUGCAGGAAGAGCAGACUUGGGCACUGCCAAAACUUUUUAUGCUGCAAGCAUCUUCUUUGAAAUUCUGAGCCAGUUUGGCCAAGUUCCUCCUGAUAUAGAGCAGAAACAGAAGUAUGCUGCUUGGAAGGCUGCUGACAUAAGAAAAGCCAUUAAAGAAGGAAGGAAGCCCACUCCAGGUGAUCCUGUAGAUGAUGAAAAUGAUUUAUCCAUUCCAUCAAGCGGUCCUAGUGGCUCCUAUGAUCUUGGUGCAAGUGAUACCAACAUGACGAGUCAUCAUAGAACAGAUCCGGAUUCAUCCCAUGACUCGAAUGAUGACUCUGGCCACCACCAUUUCCCUGAAGUGCCUCAACACCCUCUACCACCAAGGUUUCAUGACAAUCCUAACAAUGAUUAUCCCACAGAUACCCCGCCUCCACCACCGUCUUCUUACCCUUCCAACGAGUUUCUUUCUCCUCCCACAGGCCCAUCAGAAUCCUCUUACCCGCAUCCUUACAAUCACCAAACGUACAACCAAGACCCGCCACAACACAUGCCGCCUCCACAAAACUACCCAUCUCAUGAGCCUUCUCCAAAUUCUCUCCCUAAUUUCCAGUCUUAUCCUAGCUUUAGCGAGAGCAGCCUCCCAUCCACUCCUUCCCACUACCCUCCUAACUACCAAAACCCAGAACCUUACUAUUCUUCUCCACAUUCCGCACCUGCGCCUUCUACGAGCUUCGCCUCUGCUCCUCCUCCUCCUUACUCAUCAUCAAACGGGCGUAUCAACAUCCCUCCCGUUGUAGAUUCUUCACCGAGUCCAGCUCAAAAGUACCAUUACGACAGCAGCUACCAGCCAGGGCCAGAGAAGGUUGCAGAGGCCCACAAGGCUGCAAGAUUCGCCGUGGGAGCUUUGGCUUUCGAUGAAGUCUCGACUGCUGUAGAACAUCUGAAGAAGUCACUCGAGUUGCUAACAAAUCCAGCGGCCGGCCACUGA